UGCCAGCCUUGGCCCAUCAUGUAAGUGCUGCGGAGAAUUCUUUGCAGUGCAAUUGCAAAAUUAUCCGUUUUGGCGUCGCGUGCGGGGGCUGUGCAAUCACACCGGCGCUCCGUGCACGGACACGCACGCAGCGGACGCAAAAAGGCUCCAAGUGCAUGAAGAUCGAGGCUUGUAUUUUGCAUCUUUGUUGCAAAGCAAGCCGCCGAAGCUCCAGUGCGAGGGCGAUGGAGGGAGGGAGUGAGAAAGAAGGCAAAGUCUUUUGUGCUUCCCCUCCCCCUCAUCAAAGCAAAGGGGAAAUGUCUCAGCCAAAGGGAGGUAAGAGGAAGCUGGGGCUGAAGCUCCCCAAAGAGGCGUUUGAGCAGCCUCCUCCUGCUGCAGUGCCUCCCAGAGAUCUGGACUCUAAGGCUUGUGUAACUAUCGGAGAGAAGAACUUUGAGGUGAAGGCAGAUGACCUGGAGCAGAUCUGUGAGCUGGGCCGGGGAGCGUACGGCGUGGUGGACAAGAUGAGGCACGUGCCCAGCGGCCUCAUCAUGGCUGUGAAGAGGAUCCGGGCCACAGUGAACACUCAGGAGCAGAAGAGGCUGCUGAUGGAUCUGGACAUCUCCAUGAGGACGGUGGACUGUUUCUACACCGUCACCUUCUACGGAGCGUUAUUCAGAGAGGGAGACGUCUGGAUCUGCAUGGAGCUGAUGGACACGUCUCUGGAUAAGUUCUACAAGCAGGUGAUCGAGAAAGGCCUGAACAUCCCUGAGGAUAUCCUGGGGAAGAUCGCUGUCUCUAUAGUAAAAGCUCUGGAGCAUCUGCACAGCAAUCUGCAAGUCAUACACAGAGACGUGAAGCCGUCCAACGUGCUGAUCAACACACAGGGCCAGGUGAAGAUGUGUGACUUCGGCAUUAGCGGCUACCUGGUCGACUCUGUGGCCAAAACCAUGGACGCGGGCUGCAAACCCUACAUGGCGCCGGAGCGGAUCAACCCGGAGACUAACCAGAAGGGCUACAACGUCAAGUCUGACAUCUGGAGUCUAGGCAUCACCAUGAUCGAGCUGGCCAUCCUGCGUUUCCCCUACGACUCGUGGGGAACGCCGUUCCAGCAGCUGAAGCAGGUGGUGGAGGAGCCGUCGCCCCAGCUGCCCCCAGAACACUUCUCACCACACUUUGUCGACUUCUCCUCUCUGUGCUUAAAGAAAGUUUCCAAAGAGCGGCCGACCUACGCUGAACUCAUGCAACAUCCCUUCUUCACCUCCCAUGAUGCCAAAGAGACCGACGUGGCCAGCUUUGUGAAGGUCAUCCUGGGGGACUGAGGGGGCGGGGCUACAGGAGGAGGAGGAGGAGGAGAAGGAGGAGAAAAAACAACAACAACAACAACAAACAAAAAGCACCAACCGCAGCCCCCGUUACCUGCAGGACUCCCCCCCUCCCUCUCUCCCUCCCUCCCUCCCUCCUGCAGAGAGACGAGGAGCUGACGGAGGAGCUGAGGGGGAGGGGGGGAGGGGGGGUGGGGGGGGGCUGCAGGAGUCAGUAACAUGUCUGUAUGCAAACGUCCCUCUGCACCGCCUGCUGCCACACGGCUGAUAUCAGCUGUUACCAGAGCUGACCGGACUGCUCCAGGUCGUUUAUUUCCCUUUUAGCUGAAACACAGCAGUGAAAAGAGGCGCAGAUUCUAUAAAAAGAUGAAUGAUAUAAUGCUAUCUAUGUAUAAUCUAAAUGUGUGUAUACUCAAAGCAAGUGUUGCAUCGGUUCAUUAAUGACUGCAUGUACAGAAUAUAUGUGAGGGGACAGGCCCUCUGCUGGCCAACCACAGGUACUGCACCUCUACUCCCCCUGAGCACAGCACAGGUCCACUACUGUCCUGGCUCUGGUGUGUGUGUGUAUGUGUGUGUG
Molecule: messenger RNA, 1881 nt
Organism: Centropristis striata (black sea bass)
Lineage: Eukaryota; Metazoa; Chordata; Actinopteri; Perciformes; Serranidae
Gene: map2k6
Product: mitogen-activated protein kinase kinase 6
Exons: 12
Coding region: 156-1301 (381 amino acids)
Biological process (GO): MAPK cascade; protein phosphorylation
Molecular function (GO): ATP binding; MAP kinase kinase activity
Source: RefSeq, a predicted model, not a curated record